Monomorium pharaonis (pharaoh ant) is the source of this 2095-nucleotide messenger RNA. It is a transcript of the gene puml, whose product is annotated as (Lyso)-N-acylphosphatidylethanolamine lipase. Bases 236 to 1426 code for a protein of 396 amino acids. NCBI's taxonomy places the organism in Eukaryota, Metazoa, Arthropoda, Insecta, Hymenoptera, Formicidae. The record is from RefSeq and is a predicted model, not a curated record. Gene Ontology annotation, cellular component: lipid droplet. The transcript is spliced from 7 exons.
CUGUCUCUCAUGUGGUAUGUGGAACCGUGCGUGCAAUGCAUGCAUUCGCCGUCGUCCAUUCAGAUUCAGACGCUUCUGCUAGAUAAUAGUAUCGCGCGCGUUACAGCACACGCGUGUGUUUUUCCGCAUUUGCUGACAACACAAAGAAGUCCGGCCGGUAUCGCGGCGACCGAGGAGCGCCAAGGAGGAGCCUCAUCGUCGUCGUCGUCAUCGUAGUUAUUGUCGUCUCGCACUCAUGGCAGAUCAUGAGGUCGUCCAGGCGAAGAGCAGCUGGUUUUGGGGAUGGUUUAGCUGGUCUGGAUCAUCUUCGACUAUGUUACGCGCCGCGGAGAAGAAAAUUUUGUCAUGCUUGAAAACUGCAUAUCGAGGAUGGUUUGUUGAUAUUGGGCCAGUCGUGGGGCCUGCGGAUAAGAUAUGGACUAUUUCAUUGAACGAGGAGUCAUCAAAGGUGCCAAUUGUUCUACUACAUGGCUUAGGAGCUGGAGUAGCACUGUGGUGUCUAAAUUUGGAUGCACUUGCAUCCCAGAGACCAGUGUAUGCUAUAGAUCUGUUAGGAUUUGGCAGGAGCAGCAGACCUGUUUUUAGCAAUGAAGCGCUGAAAGCUGAGGAGGAGCUGGUGCGAUCUGUGGAGGAAUGGAGAAGAGAAAUGCAGCUGGAGAAUUUUGUACUGUUGGGCCACUCGAUGGGUGGCUUUCUCGCGGCAUCUUACGCGAUGCGAUACCCUGAGAGAGUGAAACACCUGAUAUUGGCCGAUCCAUGGGGCUUUCCCGAGAAGCCAUCCGAAGUUGUUGCAAAGACGCACUUACCAUUAUGGGUUAAAGCCAUUGCGUUUGCGGUGCAGCCUUUGAAUCCUCUGUGGGCAGUGAGAGUUGCUGGACCGUUCGGACAAUGGCUCAUUGAAAAGACAAGACCUGACAUUGUGAAGAAGUUCUCUCCCUUACUGAAGGACGACACUGCUGUAAUUUCACAAUAUAUACACCAAUGCAACGCGCAGACACCAUCAGGCGAGAGCGCGUUUCAUGCAAUGAUGCAUGGUUUCGGAUGGGCAAAAAAUCCAAUUGUUAAACGAAUGGAUAAGUUAAACGAGAAUAUACCUAUAACGUUACUUUACGGUAGUAGAUCAUGGGUUGACAAUUCCGCUGGUGAAACGAUUAAACUUCAUCGCUCUUCGUCAUAUGUGAAUGUUCAGGUAAUUACUGGAGCCGGUCAUCAUGUUUACGCAGAUAAAAGUGAUAUUUUCAACAAAUACGUAAUGGAAGCAUGCGCGUUAACUGACUCGAUACCUCGUUUAACAUCAUCAAAUUUACAUCCUAAAUCUAGCAAUCAAGAAACAGAUGUAAAUUUAUCGAAUGAAACGAUUGAAGAACAAAGAUCAAAGGAAAAAGACCUGAAUUCAUCAGACUCAAUCACAGAACCAAAAGUUUAAUCAAAAUUUAGAGUGAAAUUUUUUUUACGAAAAGGGACAUUCCUAUUUUCUAGCUGCUGGUACAAAGAAACAUAUAGUAAGCAAUAUAUUGUGAUGCUGCAACAAGCAUACAAAUAUAUGUUUGUGACACAUGAGCUUUAUGUAAUUUAUAAAUGUAAUAAUGUAAAAGAGUGUGAACUGACGGACACUGGACAUGUUUUAAUUGACUGUAGAUAUUGAGACCUCGUAAAAUCAUUAAUACUCUGUUUUCGGAAUUAUGACAAUGUAUUACUGCAAAUGCGCGAAAACUAUACAGGAGCGGUGUAAUCUUGCCAUAGAUAAGAUUUAUAUCAUUUUUAAUCGUCGAUUAGAUACAAUCAAUCAAAAAUCUAAUAUAUAUAUGUCGUAAGAAAUUUUUGUCAACGGGAUCAAGUGGUUAUAGGAGGUGUAACUAUAUAAUGAAAGUUUGUACAUUAUGUACAGUCUUUACUAAUACAAGCCAUAGUAACAUCUAGUGAGGAGUAAGCAGUCUUGUUGUGUUAUUAUUAGUUGUAUUAUCUCACAGCUGUUGCAAGAUUUUAUGUCUAUUGUACAAUACAAUUUAUUCCUAAUAAAUUAUUUAUUGUACACACAUGUACAGAAAGUUGAACUUUAGUAUUAUAUUUAUAUUGAAUAAAAAUUGUUCUCUGA